This is a messenger RNA of Neohortaea acidophila, 1110 nucleotides long. RefSeq lists its product as uncharacterized. The record is from RefSeq and is a predicted model, not a curated record. NCBI's taxonomy places the organism in Eukaryota, Fungi, Ascomycota, Dothideomycetes, Mycosphaerellales, Teratosphaeriaceae. Bases 1 to 1110 code for a protein of 369 amino acids. The transcript has 5 exons.
AUGAGUGACGACGACGUGGAUCCAGAACUGGUCGAGCUACUGCGCCAACGCUUUGGGCUUUCCGGACCUGCUCAGGACGGAAUUUCAAGCGAUACAGGCGUGUUGAAAGAUGCAGAGUACAUCUACAACAACGCCAUCGACGUGUCAAUCGACAUGUACGGCACCAAGGCCGCGGCGGAGAGCAUACACGAGGCCAUGCUACAACGCGCCUACUCCACUCACACCUGGAGCGAGCACGAGCUGCAUCCGACCAAAAGUCAAGGCCUGUCGGACGUCGAUCUUGUCAAUUUCGUCUUCACCAUCGAUCUAUUGAAUUUCUCCUUCUGGUCCGAAUUACCGGACAGCGAGCGGUUUCAAGUGGAGUACAAAGGCAAGCGAUACACGGGCUACAAGAGCCUUCUGGCCUGUCUACAGCGUGCGCUUGACGAGGGAAUUCCAGCAACCACGCCUCGAUUUUGGGUCGACAAAAGCUGCUCCGACGAGACCUGGAAGCAUGUUUUUCGAAGUGCGACGGAGGAGGAAAUACCACUGUUGGCGCAACGGAUUGCCAUUCUCCGAGAGUCAGGCCAAGUGUUACACCAAUCCAGUCCAGAUCUGAGUGUUGUGCGUCUCUUGGAGAAGGCCGAGCAGUCUGCGGGGAAGCUCGUCAACCUGUUGGUCAAGUACUUUCCAUCGUUCCGGGACGAGGCGCGAUUUGAGGGGCGGAAAGUGCGGCUGUACAAGCGGGCACAGAUUUUCGUUGCUGAUCUUUGGGCGGCGUUCAACGCCACCGGCUACGGCAUCUUCCACGAUAUCGGACAUUUGACAAUGUUUGCAGACUACCGAGUGCCACAACUGCUACGCUCGCUUGGAGUGCUCAGCUGCAGUCCGCCACUGGAAUAUACGAUCCGCGACAAGAAGCAAAUCGCAUCAGGGCAAAGUUGGGAGGUACAAUUGCGAGGGUGCAGCAUCUGGGCGGUCGAGCUCAUCCGGCGGGAAAUUCUGAAGCAGCAUCCCGAUGCUGCUGGUGUGAAUGCCGUUCUCAUCGACUUCUUUUUAUAUGACCUCGCAAAGGAGCGAGAAGCAGCAGUCCGCGAGGGCCACAGUGGCGUGGAUGGCUUGCCGGCUUGA